Molecule: messenger RNA, 4083 nt
Organism: Onychostoma macrolepis
Lineage: Eukaryota; Metazoa; Chordata; Actinopteri; Cypriniformes; Cyprinidae
Exons: 11
Coding region: 691-1845 (384 amino acids)
Source: RefSeq, a predicted model, not a curated record
ACUAUUUUAGUUUGUGCCUGUUUUGUGUGUUUUGUUUUUUCCCAAGUUAUAGUUUGCUAUCAGUUUGUGCUCCCCCUGUGCCUGUGGAUCGGUUUCUCUAACCCAGAUCCCACUGCUAGCUGUUACAGAACACAACAGUAUAAAACAGCAUCUUUUCGACUUUUGACUUAUGUUAAGUGCAUCAGAUACAUUACCUUACAUAUUAUGUAUUAAAAACAUAUUACUACAACAACAAGCAGUUCAUAUUAUGUUCUUGAUUGGUUAGCCAUUAUUGAAGACAUUAAACAAGUGAAAUCAUAACCCAGCUUUGGGGUAGUUUUGGAAAAGAGGUUUUUAUUUAUUCUGUGGCAUUUGUGAUGGUUUUAGUGAUUCAGCUGUGUCCCCUGCCCCCAUCGGCCCCUCUUUCUGUAGACCCCAGAAAUGUCACACCCUCUCAGACAGACCCCAACAGCUGUAAGGCGAGCGAGAUCGCGCACAUGGCACUGGCUAUUUUUAGAGUCCAUUCAGACUAGAACAUCACUCCUUCUCUUUCCCUGGACGUGGCUGUUCCUUCUGGAUCUCUCCCCGGCUGAAAGUUCUGGAGAAGUUUCGCAGCAGCCGUGCGAGUUCAUAAGUACCCGAGACGAACGCAGGACAGAGCAUAUAAACAAGCGAUAAAGAGAAGUCAACCUAAAUAUCUAAAAGGCCAACAUGGCUCUACUGUGUUACAACAGAGGCUGCGGAGGUCGAUUUGAUGCUGACAAAAACUCAGAUGAUGCCUGUCAGUUUCACCCCGGAGUGCCAAUCUUCCACGAUGCCUUAAAGGGCUGGUCCUGCUGUAAAAAGAGGACGACAGAUUUCUCUGAGUUCCUGUCAAUCAAGGGUUGCACUCGCGGGCGCCAUAGUAACGAGAAGCCUCAGGAGCCUCUGCAGCCAGAGGUGACGUCUGAUAAGGGAGACGUGAAGCAGCACAGUGGAGAGGAAAUUAUCUACCAGGGACCCAAAUCUGCAGAAGCCCUGGAAAAAGAGAGACCCAGCUCAGAUGAGCCAAAGACAAAGCUGCAGGUGAAGAUCGCUCCCUCUCUGGCUCAGAUCGUGGAGAAAAUGAAGAUCACCGAGCAGGAGAAGAGAGAGAACCUAGAGAGUCAAGUCAUUGUGGUUGGAGUGAAAUGCAAGAACACAGGAUGCAAAACAAUUUACCAGGGUCCAGAGACGAAUGCAGAAAUCUGCACGUAUCAUCCCGGGGUCCCUGUCUUCCAUGAAGGAUAUAAAUACUGGAACUGCUGCUGCAUAAAAACCACUGACUUCAAUGCCUUCCUGGAUCAGAAGGGCUGCACAACAGGAAAACACUGCUGGAUCCCCAAACAGGACAAAAAGAAGGUGGCUUGCAGGCAUGAUUGGCACCAGACAGGAAAGCAGGUCGUGAUCACAAUCUACGCCAAGAACUCCAGUCCAGAGCAUUCCUACGUGGAGGCAAACCGCACAGUGUUAACGUGCCACAUUCAGUUUGAGGGUGACAAAGUGUUUCAUAAGGAUAUCCACUUAUGGGGGGUGAUUGACGUGAAGAGCAGUUUUGUGAACAUGGUGCCCUCUAAAGUUGAGGUGACCAUGCUGAAGGCUGAUGCUGUAGCCUGGGGGAAACUUGAGGACCCCAAACACAAACCUGAGCCAGAGGUCACCGAUGAGAUGAACACAGAACAGGAAGACGUUAAACCCGACUGGUACAUCUCAGAUGAUGACAUCAGUGAGUCUGACUGGGAAGACGAAGAGGAAGACAAGAAAGAAAGAGAGGAGAAAAAAGAAGAACAGGCAGGUGAAGGACCCCCUGAGCUAGAAGAGCCUGCUGCUGUCCCCCCAGAAAAAUGAACGUUAUGUAAUUGUUGUUUACAAUAUGUCAUAGGAUUUAUACAAAUGUGGGGCUGCUGCUUUCAUGCAGUUAGCCUUUUUUUGUUUCAUUUCUCACACUGUUUUUGUCUGCUAACAUAUGUUGUACAGUAUGUUAUUGUGUGCAUAAAGGUUAGAGAAGUCUUAAAACUCUUGUCAUCCAGUUUUUGCACAUUGUUUAAUAGAAAUUUUGAAAAUAUAUCUUUGAAAGUUUGGGGUUGGUGAGAUAUUUUGAAUUUUUUUUUUUUUUGAAAGACUUUAAAUAACUUUUCUGUAUUAUAUUUUAAAAUGUAAUUCAUUCAUAUGGUUGGAAAGCUGAAUUUUCAGCAUUCAUUUUCAGUGUCACAUGAUCAUUUUUUAAAUCAUUCUGGUGUGCCGAUUUGGUGAAAUAUUUCUUAUUUGUUGAAAACAGUUGUGCUGCUUUUUUUUGUUGUUGAGAAAACUGAUAAUUUCUAUUUCAGUAUUCUUUGAUGAAUAGAAAGUCCAAAUGAAAAGAAUUUGAACUUGAUUGUUUUUUUUUUUUACAAUUUCAAUUUAAAGGUCGUUACUGCGCUUUACUGAAUAAAUAAAUCUUACUAAACCCAAACUUUUCACUGGUAGUUAAAAAUACUCAAUGCAGAUUUUCAGCACUGACAAAGCAAUGAAUGAACAGAAAACAAUCUGAGCGCUCAUACUGUAAGUAUAUUUUGUAAAACCAUGAUAAAGUGCAACAAGUCAAACAGCAAUGGCCACACUUUAUUUUUGCGUCAAGUCAACAGCAACAAUCCUGAAGUAGGUGAUUGCAGUCAGACAGAGUCCAAGGCCAUGGAAGCUUGACUGCAACCCAUAUGGCAAAAAUAUUUUAAAUAAAAAUUUAAAUACAUCUUAAACGUAAACAGUAGUCUUGACAAUGAAGAGGAUUGGUACCAGCAAAUAAAAAUUCAAUCUCUUCGGUUUUGGUUCUUUUUCUCGGUUCAAAGAGAAAAUUAAAAAAUAAGUUCUGUUCAUAAAAUCAUUGCCUUCCGCUUGUACCUGAUUACCACAGUCAUAAUCGAUGUGCUGAUACACGGAGAUGGUCAAAGUAAUGUUUGAUAUGUCAAUCCAAACUAAACAGCACGCAGCAACAAUUCAUCACAGAUGAGGAAGUUUAAAACAAAGACAUGCAAAAUAAUAAUAAAAAAUACGGUCCAACUUUUAGAGGCACAAUCAGCACCUAGACUGUCCAUAAACUUUCAUAUCAAGACCAUAUUUGUAAUCUUCCUUUUUUUUUUUUUUUACAGAGCAAUACUGUUAGACUUUGGCUCACAACUAUCAAGAAAACAAUUAAGUUGUCCAAUAUUGUGUAUAUUAUUUCUUUUAAUUGUAAAAUGUUACACUGUACCAUUGGAGUCUGUUGAUAAAUACUGUUUGUGAUCCACACAUUAGGCAAGUUCAAGUUUUGCUUUCCCUCAGGGUUUCCAUGUACAGACUGACCCCGAAAAGGGGCGACAUAUGAAUAACAUUCAUAAGUUGGAUUAUAUACUGUCUUAUAUGUAACAUAUCUCAUAGGUUUUUCCGUGAAUGGGAUACCAGUUUUCAUAUGAUAAAACAAAACACACAACCUUUUAAGUUUGCUUUUUUAAACAUUUGUUUUCUAUAUUAAAGUGCAAGGCGAGAUAAAAUACAUCUUGAAAUGUACGACAUACAGCAUCACUUUCUUUCACGAGAUUUCCCUGCAGAAAAAGUAAAGAAACAGCUCACUUUAAACCACUGCGCUCCAUUUACUCACUUGGCACAAGAGUUACGGCACUGAAGCUUCUAGAACGACGGCUCAAUUGACACACUAGUGAUACACCAUCACGACUUGGCUGACGAUCUGAGAGAAAAAGAAAAAGUAGACCUUUUUUCUGCAUAAGGGCAUGAAAGGCAUGCAGAAACUAGAUGGUCUUUGAUAGAGCGAUACAGAGACUAGAUGCAGAUUAACUAUUCAGCCAGUUUGACGAAUAAUACAGGUCCACCAUACAUUCAUUCAUCAGGAUAUUCCUUUUUCUUUUUUUUUUCUUUUUUUUGCAUGUGUUUGUCUUCGUUUUAAUACAAUUGUUUCGUUUUGUUCGAUUUAGUUUGUUCCAUUCUUGUUGUUCAGGCGGCGACAGGACGGGACCAAAGAAAUGUCUUAUUUUUUUUCCUUUGGAGAGCGAAAAAAAGUUUGUGUCUGACAGCUUGAAUACUAAGAAAAAGAGAAAAAAAAAGUAGCAUAAGAUU